AUGGCUGAUUAUCUACUAGCCGAACGUCCUAGUAAACGUACCUAUUUUGGUUCAACAUCAAACAUGUUCGACGCUGACGAUGAUGAUGAACAGUACUUCGCUUUCAGUAAAGCUGCCGCUGACUCGGGCUUUCCUAUCGCUGGCGUGACUGACGCCUCUUCAAUCUUGCCCAAUAAGGAUGGCGAGUCCACAAGUUCUGUGAACUCUAUCGAUGUCGCGUCCAAUUCUACGGACUGUUCGACAAUUCUCGAUGAUGCUAAAAUAAAUACUACUAUUAAUAAGGGCACUGGUGCAAAUAUAGACGUCCCCAACACACCACCACCAACAAAUAACAAAAAGCGAACUCGUGCUACUCCUGAACAACUCGCUAUUUUGGAAGAUACUUUUAAGACAAAUACCUCUCCAAAUAGUAAAGUUCGUGAAGCUUUGGCUGAAAAAGUCAAUAUGUCUGAACGUUCUAUUCAAAUUUGGUUCCAAAAUCGUCGUGCUAAGAUGAAGGCUAUGCAAAAACGUGCUCAUUUAAUGAUUAAUCAAGAUUCCCUUGGUCAUCAUUUCAUGCCAUGUAUACCUGGUUAUGGUCAUGGUUUAUACCCUUUCCGUAUGCCUAUUCAUCAUGCUCAACGUAUCGCUCUUCCUCGUUCUUAUAGUACUAGUGAUCUUACCCCUACUAUUAAUAAUAUUGCUUUGACUGGAAUGAGACCUCAACCAAAUUCCGGUCUUGGUAUUACCGUUCCUCAAGUUUCUCAAGGAUUUUGGCAGUCUGGUCCUUUAACUGCUCCUGUAACUUCUUUGGGUGCUAAUGAUCCCAAUCAUUUAAUUUCUGCUUUACAUCUUGUUGUUAAUCCUUCAAAUGGAAUGCCAGUUAAAAUUAAUGAUCCCACGUCCGUAUCGACUCAACCUCAACAACAGUUCACACCUCCUCAAGAAUUCGUUUCUCCGGCUUAUAACAAUAAUACAAUGGUCUCUGUUAUUUCAUGUGAAACGCUUACCAUAGGAACUUGGCGUCGUAUCUUAACUAUGCAAGCCCCUACUGAUCUUUUGUGUUAUUAUGCGAUCCCGCAAAACACUUUUACUUAUCAUAUUACAAAUGAUAAUACUCAAUUCAAAAUGGAAUUCCCUCUAACUGAUAUUACAGCAAUUGAAUUUCGUCUUAUUGAUGAUAUUUAUGCUCAAAUUGCUGUUGAAGUUAAAGAUCCGCCUCAUUUCUAUAUGGAAGCUUCUCAUGGUGGUUGGAAUAUGUGUAAAGAUUUUACCGAGGAUAGACAAGCUACUCGUCACAUGAGGCAUGUGAUGAAAGGUCGUGCUAUUGUCAUGAAACCUCAACUUAUUAAGCUCAUGCAAGAUGAUCCUCUUUUAUCUAAAGUUGUAACUUUUAUUGAUGAUUCAACUGAUGCUUUUGUUAAAGAUAAUGCUGAUGAUCAACUUCAAAAUCCUCCUCGUCGUUCCUCUUAUCCAAGUGGUUCAAUUGCCGAUAAUGUUCAUUUCGGAAGUGAAAAUACUUCCCUUUCGGAUAAGGAAGAUUAUAAAUCUAGCACUAAUUUACUUAAACAAAUGGCUCGUAAUCGUCGUUCAAUUUCUCUUCCUUUAUCUCCUUCGGAUGAUCAUAAGAACUCUUUUAUGAACAAUAAUUCAAUGCCUCAAAAUUCUUUACAUGUUAAUACUGCCCUUAUGGAUUUGUAUAAAGCCGAAGUUAAUAAUAGUUCUCCCGAAUUCUGUUCUUCUCCUAUGGAACUUAACUCUUCUCCGACUACUCCUCUCGAUGUAUUUGAUAAUUCUCCUACCCUUAUGGAUUCAUCUCCUCUCUUGAAUCAAGAUCCUUUCGUAUCAUUACCUACUCAUAAUCCUAAUAAUUUAUCAAUGGACACUUCUAUACAUUCUAAUGAAAUAGCUGCUGCUAUGGUCAGUUUUGCUCCUUCAAUGACUGGUCAUGGUUUACCUAAUAUGUCAAAUGAUGAAUUUGCAAAUAUAUUUAACACUAUGAGCAGUGGUUCUGAUACUGCUUCAGAUGUUAGUGAAUUCUUGACCUUUAAUGAUUAUGCUAAUGAUACUAUGGAUAGUAAUGAUGCUUUUACCUCCUCAAAUGGUAUAAUAAAUAUUGAUACCUCCUCUUGGGUUGGUGAUGUUGCUUAUUGUUAA
Messenger RNA from Cetraspora pellucida, 2136 nucleotides. NCBI's taxonomy places the organism in Eukaryota, Fungi, Glomeromycota, Glomeromycetes, Diversisporales, Gigasporaceae. The record is from the annotation of a GenBank genome assembly.